This is a messenger RNA of Mugil cephalus (flathead mullet), 3118 nucleotides long. It is a transcript of the gene cnot2, whose product is annotated as CCR4-NOT transcription complex, subunit 2. The coding region runs from base 119 to 1726 and encodes 535 amino acids. Gene Ontology annotation, biological process: nuclear-transcribed mRNA poly(A) tail shortening; regulation of stem cell population maintenance; regulation of DNA-templated transcription. The record is from RefSeq and is a predicted model, not a curated record. NCBI's taxonomy places the organism in Eukaryota, Metazoa, Chordata, Actinopteri, Mugiliformes, Mugilidae. Gene Ontology annotation, cellular component: CCR4-NOT core complex; P-body. The transcript is spliced from 15 exons.
GAAGUACUCAGCGGGUCGUAAGGUCAGAGGGUAAAGGUUACACCUCUUUCGAUUGAGAAUACACACGGCCAUCUUGGAUCUAACGAAGCGAAGGGAAAUUGAUGCGGUGACAAAAGGCAUGUUUGGUGCUAGAAAGAAAUUUGUGGAGUUCGUCGAGGUAGUCGACAACGACUUCUCAGAUGAGAACAUGUACUACAGCCAGCCGUCGAUGUUCCCACAUCGGUCGGACAAAGACUCCUCAAAUGUUUUCCUCCAGAUGCUGUCCUCUCCUUCACCAUCGUCGUCGGGCCAGUUGUCGCAGCUCGGUGCGAGUUUGUACGGUCCACAAAGUGCACUCGGCUUCUCGGUAAGGGGGAUGGGAAACAAUACGCCUCAGUUAAACCCAAAUCUAACACAAGGCACGCAGCUACCAAGUCAUAUCACCCCCACAACAGGGGUCCCCACCAUGUCCCUCCAUACCCCUCCAUCACCGAGCAGGGGGUUGAAUUCGAGGAACAUGCUGAACCACUCUCAGGUCGGUCAAGGAAUUGGGAUGAGCGGCAGGACCAACAGUAUGGGCAGCUCGGGGCUGGGAAGCCCCAACCGCAGUUCACCCAGUAUCAUCUGUAUGCCCAAACAGCAGCCAGCACGCCAGGCCUUCACCAUCAACAGCAUGUCAGGAUUUGGUAUGAACCGAAAUCAGGCUUUCGGGAUGAACAGCUCAUUAUCAAGCAGCAUCUUCAAUGGCACAGAUUGCGUGUUCAUGACUGUUGCAGAUGGAAGUGAAAAUGUAACAGGACUGGAUCUGUCAGACUUCCCUGCAUUAGCAGACAGGAGUCGGAGAGAAGGAACUGGAAACCCAACACCGGUGCUCAACCCACUGACUGGACGGGCUCCCUACGUUGGCAUGGUGACGAAGCCAUCAACAGAACAGACACAGGAUUUCUCCAUCCAUAACGAGGACUUCCCUGCACUGCCUGGCCCAAACUAUAAGGACCCCUCGUUGAACAACGACGACAGCAAAACUAACUUGAACUCAACAAGCAAGAGCACAUCCAAUGCAGAUGGGCCCAAGUUCCCCGGAGACAAGACGACCUCAGCACAGAACAACAACCAGAAGAAAGGGAUCCAGGUGUUGCCCGAUGGUCGGGUGACGAACAUUCCCUCCGGCAUGGUGACAGACCAGUUCGGCAUGAUUGGCCUGCUGACGUUCAUCCGGGCAGCGGAGACCGAUCCAGGGAUGGUCCAUCUGGCGCUAGGAAGUGACCUCACGACACUUGGACUUAAUUUAAACUCGCCAGAAAACCUGUACCCCAAGUUUGCCUCCCCCUGGGCAUCGGCACCGUGUCGACCACAAGACAUCGACUUCCACGUUCCAUCGGAGUAUUUAACCAACAUCCACAUAAGGGACAAGUUGGCUGCAAUUAAACUGGCUCGAUACGGCGAAGACCUGUUGUUCUACUUGUACUACAUGAACGGAGGAGACCUGCUGCAGCUCCUGGCGGCCGUGGAGCUCUUUAACCGGGACUGGAGGUAUCACAAAGAGGAGCGGGUCUGGAUAACGAGGGCCCCUGGCAUGGAGCCUACACUGAAGACUAACACCUACGAGAGGGGAACCUACUACUUUUUUGAUUGUCUUAACUGGAGGAAAGUGGCCAAGGAGUUUCAUCUGGAGUACGAUAAGCUGGAAGAGAGGCCUCACGUGCCAACAACAUUCAACUACAACCCAGCCCAGCAGGCCUUCUGAGGCCCGACCAGUCCAAAGGCCGCGGCGGGUUCCUGCGCACAACACCUUUGUCCAGGGAGAGGCGCUGUGUGGUUUUUAUUCCUCGAGGAUUUGGCUCUGUGACUGCGGGGGCUGUCGCCACCACCAUUUAAAACUGCCCUGCCUUUUCCAAAAUUUACAUGCUGCCCAAAACACCAACACUUGUUCUGUUUUUAUUCUUUAUGUUCCUCCUGUUUUUCUUUUGUUUUUUUUUUUGUUUUUUUGUUUUGAGCAGGGUCUGUGUUAUGUUUACGUCUCUGAAUCUGAAGCCUGUUUUCUCCCAGGAAAGGAGGACUGACCUUGUGCCACAGGACAAGUGACAGAACAAAAGGUUGCGCCUCGUAAAUUUACAGCAAGUUGUUUCAGAGAGGGGAAGGUGGGGGAAAAACAAAAGUUAACAUCCUCAGAUGUGAGUGAAAGGGUGAAAGAAAUGCAAUGUUUAUUGUUGCACUAUAUUUAGUAAUAAAAGAACACAAAAUUUUGUUUGUGCUUUUUUAUGUGAAACACUCCCUGAUGAUUUAUUUUUUAUUUUCCUUUUCCAUUUCCUUGUUUUCGGGUCAGGGAGUUCUUUCAGCUUUCCCACACGCAUCCCUUUUUCAUCUCACCCUAUGUUUUUUUUUUGAUUUAGUUUUUUUCUUGAACAUGACUUUGAUUCCUCCAACUUCUGUAUUUGCACCACUUCCACAGUUUUCCCGUCUCUUGGUCCAUUUCAUUCUCUGUCCCGUCUUCUGUGACUUCUUUUGCCGGCCCGAACAUGGACACAAAUCUGGGAGACUGCUUUUCGGAGAAAUCCUCACAGACGCUCGACGGCUACUUGACUUUUCUCCAGAGCAAAUGAAAACACUUUCCAGUCUUUGUUACGAUUUUGUAAGAAAUGUGUACAUUUUUUUUUCCUUUGCAUCACAUAAAUUAGUGUAUGUAUGUACGAAUGUGUAUAUAUGAUUGCUAUAUAUAUAUAUAUGUAUGUAUAUAUAUAUAUAUGACAUCUAUUUUGGAAGAAAUUUUGCCCUGCUUUGUACCUCGUUUUUAUGAGGUGAGCACGGACGCAAUAUGUGGACGUAACAGGAAUUUUUCUGGAUCUGCUGGACAGGGUGUCACAUGGCACUGUGGGCACUUAACAUCAAAGUAAUACAAAAAAAAAAAAAAAAACUUCAAUGUCAUUCAAGGAAAGGCCUGAUUCUCUUCCCAAAAAGAAGAAGAAGAAAAAAAAAACGAGAGAAAAAUAAACGUGGAGAUCAUUACCUGAGUUUUAAGUCCAUGGCAACAGAAGGGAUGUAUUUCAGUUCAAGCUGUUUGAACAGCGGUGAACAGCAGCAUUUCAUAGCAAACGGAAAACGUGACAAAUUGAGGAGAAGAAAAAAAAAUAAAUAAAAA